AUCUGACGGAGUAAACACCGGUCAUGUGACCAGCAGCUGAGCUGAGGGAGUUUGAGGAAACACACACACCAAUCAACAUUAAACCAGCAGGUCCUGAUGAUGUCACUUCUUCUUCUUCUGUGUUUCUGUGGCUCCGCCGCCGCCGUGCCGCCCGCAGGAACUCAGCCUGAGCAGGUGCACAUCUCGUAUCCAGCUGUGUCGGGCUCUAUGCUGGUCACAUGGUCCACAGCCAAUGAGACGGAGAGUGUGGUGGAGUUCGGGGUGUGGGGGGGGACGCUCUUCAGUCGCUCGGCGAAGGGAAACUCCACCGUCUUCAUUAACGAAGGACUCGAGCGCAGACGUGUCUUUGUCCACCGGGUCACGCUGGAAGACCUGAGGCCCGGCACCGCUUACGUGUAUCACUGUGGCAGUGACUCUGGCUGGAGUGAUGUCUUCUCCUUCACCGCUCUGAAUGAAAGCGUGAGUUUCAGCCCCAGAUUCGCUGUGUUCGGAGACAUGGGCAAUGAGAACCCCCAGUCUCUGAGUCGGCUGCAGAAGGAGACACAGAUGGGUGUGUACGACGCCAUUCUGCACAUCGGGGACUUUGCGUAUGACAUGGAUGAGGACAACGGUAGGAUCGGUGAUGAGUUCAUGAAGCAGAUCCAGUCCAUCGCUGCUUACACACCGUACAUGACCUGUCCGGGAAACCACGAGUCGGCAUUUAAUUUCUCCCACUACCGGAGUCGUUUCAGUAUGCCGGGACACACGGAGAAUCUGUGGUACAGCUGGAACGUCGGUCCCGCUCACAUCAUCUCCUUUUCCACUGAAGUCUAUUUCUAUCUGGAAUACGGCCUUGAUCUGCUGUUCAGACAGUACGAGUGGCUACGGAAGGAUCUCGAGGAGGCGUCCCGUCCUGAGAAUCGAGCGCAGAGACCGUGGAUCAUCACGAUGGGACACAGACCCAUGUAUUGUUCUGAUGAUGAUAGUGACGACUGCACACGCUUUCAGAGCCACGUCCGCCUCGGACGCAACGACACGAAGCCCGUGGCUCCUGGACUGGAGGAUUUAUUCUAUCAGUAUGGAGUGGAUCUGGAGCUCUGGGCUCAUGAACACACGUAUGAGAGACUCUGGCCUGUGUACGGAUUCAAGGUGUUUAACGGGAGCUCUGAAGAGCCGUAUGUGAAUCCUAAAGCACCCGUGCACAUAAUCACCGGAUCAGCCGGAUGUCGAGAAAAGCACGACGGCUUCAUCCCGAAGCCUCGAGACUGGAGCGCGUUCAGAAGCACUGAUUACGGAUACACACGCAUGCGUCUGAUCAACAACACACACCUGUACCUGGAGCAGGUGUCCGACGACCAGUACGGUAAAGUGAUCGAUCAGAUCACGCUGGUGAAGGAGAAACACGGACCGGACGCCUGGCUCUGAAGAUCCUGAUCCACAUCACACACACACACACACACACACACACACACACACACACACACACACACACACACGCACACACUCACA
Rhinichthys klamathensis goyatoka is the source of this 1488-nucleotide messenger RNA. RefSeq names its product acid phosphatase 7, tartrate resistant (putative) (gene acp7). The record is from RefSeq and is a predicted model, not a curated record. Lineage: Eukaryota; Metazoa; Chordata; Actinopteri; Cypriniformes; Leuciscidae. The transcript has 14 exons. The coding region runs from base 97 to 1404 and encodes 435 amino acids. Gene Ontology annotation, molecular function: acid phosphatase activity; metal ion binding.